Molecule: messenger RNA, 978 nt
Organism: Colletotrichum orchidophilum
Lineage: Eukaryota; Fungi; Ascomycota; Sordariomycetes; Glomerellales; Glomerellaceae
Product: covalently-linked cell wall protein
Exons: 2
Coding region: 1-978 (325 amino acids)
Biological process (GO): fungal-type cell wall organization
Cellular component (GO): fungal-type cell wall
Molecular function (GO): structural constituent of cell wall
Source: RefSeq, a predicted model, not a curated record
AUGCGUCUUUCCGCUCUCAUCCCCGUCGCCUUGGCUAGCUUGGCUCUGGCUUUGCCCCAGGCCUCGUCUGGUGUUCUCAAGCCCGCCGAGAACCCCCCCGCUGGAUGCUCUACCAGUUACACUGGCAACUUCGGUCUUACCGUCGUCGAGUUGGGCAAGCGCAGUCUCGAUAAGCGAAGCUCUUGCACCGGAUCUGGCUCGCUGGACCUCACCCUCAAGGACAGUGUCCUCACCGAUUCCAAGGGUCGCACUGGCUCCAUCGUCGCCAACUUUCAGUUCCAGUUCGAUGGUCCUGCUCAAGCCGGCGCUAUCUACACUUCUGGCUUCUCCGUCUGUGCCAAUGGUUCCCUCGCCCUUGGCGGCUCGACCACCUUCUAUCGCUGCCUGUCUGGAGACUUCUACAACCUGUACGACCGUCACUGGGCUGAACAGUGCUCUCCCAUUAUCCUGUCGGCUCUCCCUUGCGGCGCGGAAGCUCCCGCUCCUUCUGGCGGACAGAUUGUCGGUACUACAAUGGUAGUCACCACGGUCGUUACCGUCAUCGGAGAUGGUCAGCCCCAGGUUGUCCCCACGACCAUCCCCGUCCCCCUUUGCCAGAUUGGCGACGGCCAGGUCCAGGGCCAUACCACUCCCUGCGGCGAGCUUCCCCCGGUUACUGUCACGCCCUCCGUCCCCGCCGCCAGUCAACCCCCCUACACUCCUCCUGGAACUCCCGUGGCUCCUCCUGGAACCCCCGUGGCUCCUCCUGCGUCCACCGCGCCCAGCGUCCCGCCCGUCUCUACCUCGCCGGUGCCUGUUCCCGUCCCUUCGUCUCCCGUCAACAGCACGGCGGUUAUUACUACGCCUGGAACCACCCCGACCACGCCUGCCACCACGACCACCCCGGCGGCGCCUUCUGUUGCUGCCGGCCAGAACCUGGCUCCGGCCUCGUUCGUUGCUCUCGUUGCUACCCUGAUGGCGGUUGUUUGCCUUAUCUAA